Peniophora sp. CBMAI 1063 is the source of this 648-nucleotide messenger RNA. The record is from the annotation of a GenBank genome assembly. NCBI's taxonomy places the organism in Eukaryota, Fungi, Basidiomycota, Agaricomycetes, Russulales, Peniophoraceae.
AUGCUACCCGAACCUGAUCAACCUCGACAGUCUGACAUCCCGCACAGCGCGGAGCCACGUGCCUCUGUACACAUCACGAUUGAUGACCCUUACGGGCCUGAGCAUAGCCAUGUUAGCAUUCUAUCUCAACUGCAUUGCACGCAUUGGACAAAGCUCGAAGUCUCGGGCGACGCUUCUUGGGACGUUACACGCGUUAUCGACUGCUUCGGACAAGCAAAGGCCGUAGAGGCGCUUUCGCUCAAAGACCUCGAGGCGGACGACGCCGCUGCGUUCUUCUAUGCGUUAAAUCCGCACUUUCUGGAGUUCGAAGGCCGGCCAGAGACCUCCUACUUUCCCCAACUACAAUACCUGUACGUCAGCGGCAUCAACUUUGGCUGUUCAAGAGCCGCGUGCGAUGGUCCGCUCUCGUUGGGAAGUAUACUCAAUACGACGUUGAACUUCAGGAAAGUGGCGGGUCAUGAGCUUUCUCUUCUCACCGUAAAGGCGUGCUCGGUCUCUUUCGACGAUGUGUGGGAUUGGGGUCAAGGCGGUAAGUGCACGACAGUGGAGUGGGACGACGACGAGGGCGAAGCGCAUGUGCAUUUGUCUGAUGUUGAAUCGGACGGGGAUGAUGGAGAUGGCAACUCUGAUCAGGACGGCGAGGAGUAG